Drosophila persimilis is the source of this 908-nucleotide messenger RNA. RefSeq lists its product as uncharacterized. Gene Ontology annotation, biological process: positive regulation of voltage-gated potassium channel activity; regulation of synaptic transmission, cholinergic; sleep. The record is from RefSeq and is a predicted model, not a curated record. The transcript is spliced from 4 exons. Lineage: Eukaryota; Metazoa; Arthropoda; Insecta; Diptera; Drosophilidae. Bases 212 to 760 code for a protein of 182 amino acids.
AUGAACGAAAAUUUCAUCGCUGUUUAAAUUCUAUUGAGCACAGCAGGGGCGGCUAGUAUGUUUAGUUACAAGUGAAGUAACGAGUGCCUCGCAGUUUCUGCCACUUGCUCUGUUUUGCAUAGAAUAAACCGUACAUGAAUAAAUACAUAUGUACGCUUUUGGGUUCAAUUGUUACGCGCGGGAGCCUUGGCAGCAACACUGAGAUACAAUAAUGGCAUGCAGUCCUCAAUCCGGUAGCAGAGGCUACAUAUUAAACGGAGUAUUUUCAUUUUUCGUUGCAGUAACGUUGGGAAAAGGUUCAGUAGCUGAUAUCCUACAAUGUUAUAAGUGCUCCGUAACUAUAGAAAAAUACGUCGUAGAAAACCGAACAAUUACGACCCCCUUGUGCUCGAAAUUUGAGGAGAACGCCGGUUACACGACCCCCUGCCCAUACUCAACAAUGUGCUUGAAAACAAUUUCAAUUUUACACUUGCAGAAUGGUCAAAAGCAAGAAGCUGUGACAAGAGGAUGUGCCCAGCAAAAGAAUACCACUCAGAUAUUCCGCAAUAAACAGUGGGAACAAGAGCAUCUAGUCCAGGAAGUGUACGAUGAAGGAUGCACAGAAGUAAAGGACAAUCACUUGGCGGGAUCAGCAAAAGUACACUGUUACUGCCGCGGAGAACUAUGCAACAAAUCAAGUCUGCCUCGCAUUGACCCAAAUAUGGGGAUCCUGAUUGUUUUGCUUCAAGCCUUGUGGCUCAUGCAUUCUCCAAGUACCUAAUCCUGCCGAGUGAAAUUAUAAUCAAUAUAUUAAAAUGCUUUAUUGUGAUAAAUGAUUAAAUAUGCAAAUUUAACAUACGAGUAAAUGUUGCAUAGUUCGUUAAAGUACUCAGUAAAAUUGGUUCUAUUAAAUACUGUAUAAAAACGAA